AUGGAUUCACAACGAAACUUCCAGACUCUCAAGGGAAAGGUCGCUAUCGUUACAGGCGCUUCUCGAGGCCUUGGUGCUGGCUUUGCUUAUGAGCUUGCAAAAAGAGGUGCAAAGGUCGUCGCUACAUACACUUCCCCAAGCAGUGAAAAGCUGGUGAAGGAGUUGUCCAACAAAAUGGCAUCGCUCGAUCCACCAUCAGAGUGCAUUGGUGUUAAAGCAGAUCUCAAGGACGAGUCAUCUCCCGCUGAGAUAGUCCGAGAAGCAGUCGCUGCAUUUGGUUCUCAAAUAGAUAUUCUUGUCAAUAAUGCUGGCAUGGAAGUCGUCAAAUCUCAUGCUGACAUCACGACAACCGACUUUGACUCAAUCUUCUACCUCAACGUUCGUGCUCCUCUCCUCCUCCUCCAAGCAGCAAAGCCCUAUCUUCCUUCCUCAGGCGGUGGUCGUAUCAUCAACAUAUCCUCCGUAGGUGCCCGAUGCGGUUUCAAGAACCUCUCUCUAUACUGCGCCUCCAAAGCUGCACUCGAAGGACUUACGCGCUCAUGGGCAGCUGAGCUGGGUGAAGAGGGCCAUACGGUCAAUGCGGUCAACCCUGGACCUGUUCAGAGUGACUUGUUGGACAAUAUUCCCAAGGAGAUCAUUGAUAUGCAGAAGAAGCAGACGGCUGCAGGAAAUAGGUUGGGUGAGGUUGAUGAUGUUGCGCAGAUUGUUGCUUGGCUGGCUUCGGAGGAGAGUAGAUGGAUCACGGGACAGGCGUUGUCUGCUAGUGGCGGAUUGGAGAUGUAUUAG
Molecule: messenger RNA, 786 nt
Organism: Fusarium fujikuroi IMI 58289
Lineage: Eukaryota; Fungi; Ascomycota; Sordariomycetes; Hypocreales; Nectriaceae
Product: related to 3-oxoacyl-[acyl-carrier-protein] reductase
Exons: 2
Coding region: 1-786 (261 amino acids)
Molecular function (GO): oxidoreductase activity
Source: RefSeq, a predicted model, not a curated record